Messenger RNA from Acanthamoeba castellanii str. Neff, 1698 nucleotides. Its product is annotated as leucine rich repeat domain containing protein. The record is from RefSeq and is a predicted model, not a curated record. Lineage: Eukaryota; Discosea; Longamoebia; Acanthamoebidae. The transcript is spliced from 11 exons. Gene Ontology annotation, molecular function: protein binding. The coding region runs from base 1 to 1698 and encodes 565 amino acids.
AUGGGAGGAGCCAUGACCAAGAAGGCCAAGGACCAGGUGUCCUUGUGCCGUCAGACUGGAGGGACGGAGCUGAACCUGAGCGAUUGCGAGAUCAGGAAGCUCGGGUCGUUCAAGUCGAUCGUGCGGCUGAAGCUGCUCGUGCGGCUCAACCUGUCCCACAACUACCUGCAGGGCAUGCCGCCCACCGUCAAGAAGCUGGUCAACCUCGAGGAGCUGGACAUCUCCUACAACGAGAUCCACGUCCUCCCGUGGGAGCUCUACCAGCUGACCAACCUGCGCGUCCUCAUCACCGAGGGCAACGGCAUCACCGCCCUCCCGGCCCCGGCCAUCUCUCGCCUCGUCAAGCUCGAGACGUUGAGUGUGGCGGGUAACAGGCUGACGGGCCUGCCGGAGGAUUUUACGGGCCUGCACUCGCUGACGUCGCUGUCGCUGGCCAAGAACCACCUGGUCAAGGUGUUCCCGGAGGUGUUCCAGCUCAAGCAGCUCAAGCACCUGAACCUGUCCAUCAACCCGGGCCUCGAGGUCCCCGAGCGCUUCGGCGAGCUGCCCAACCUCCAGGUGCUGGAACUGACCGAGUGCGGCAUCAAGUCCCUUACAUCCGCCAUCGGCAACGCCACUUCGCUCACCAACCUUCGUCUCGACAAGAACGAGCUGACGAGUCUCCCGGACGAGCUGGCCAAUCUGUCCAAGCUGCAGAUACUCAACGUGAGCUUCAACCAGCUGACGGUGAUCGAUAACGUGACGUUCCGCAACUUCACCGCUCUCGAGGAAAUCCACGGGUCCAACAAUCGGCUCGACCAUCUCCCUCGCGGGCUGGGCCAGUGCAAAAAGCUCCGCGUCAUCGACCUUUCUCACAAUCAGCUCAAAUCCAUCAAUCGAGAGGUGGGUUGGCUGCACGCAACCAUUCGUAAGCUGCUCCUGGGCGACAACAAGAUCAAGACCGUGCCCGGCGAACUGUCGUUCCUCAAUCCAGCAGUCGACCUCGACCUCGGCAACAACCCGCUCGGGUCGCCGUUCGUCCAGUGGUACACGCAAGGAAUCAUCACCCUCAUGGAGAACCUUGCGCCCUACCUUCGCGCUUACCCGGCCCACUGCGUGGCGGAGGGCGACGCCCUGGCGGGCACGACGGCGGGAACACCCACCAUGUUCUCCAUCCGGGCGGCCGACUACCACGGCAACACGCGCCUCAACGGCGGUGACGAGUUCGAGGCGGUCUUCCGCGGCGUCGAUAAGGACAACAACCCCAUCGAGCAGAAGGCCGUCAUCAAGGACAACCAAGAUGGCACGUACACGGUGUUCUUCAACGCGACGGUGGCUGGCAAGUUUGAGCUUCACAUCACCGAGUCGGGCGAGUCGAUCGGCAACAGCCCGCUGCCCUACGUGAUCGAGCCCGGACGCGUCGACGUGAACGAGACCAUCAUAACGGGCGUACCUCCGAGCAGCGUGCCCGUGGGCAACCCCAUCCAGCUCUCCAUCACCGCGCGCGACCGCUUCCGCAACGCCACCACGCCCGACCAGCCGUUCCUCGUCACCGUGGCCACGCCUGGCGGUCAGGUCGCCAAGCUCUCCUGCCAAGCCACGUCGCCCAACGUCUUCAUGUGCGCCUUCACGCCAGCGUCGGCUGGCGAUCAUCACGUGAGCAUCCAGUACCAGGGUGUGCACCUGCCCGACUCGCCGUUCCUCGUCUAUGCCGUCUGA